Messenger RNA from Plasmodium reichenowi, 6003 nucleotides. RefSeq names its product clathrin heavy chain, putative. Gene Ontology annotation, cellular component: clathrin coat of trans-Golgi network vesicle; clathrin complex; clathrin coat of coated pit. The transcript has a single exon. The record is from RefSeq and is a predicted model, not a curated record. Bases 1 to 6003 code for a protein of 2000 amino acids. Gene Ontology annotation, molecular function: clathrin light chain binding; structural molecule activity. Gene Ontology annotation, biological process: intracellular protein transport; receptor-mediated endocytosis. Lineage: Eukaryota; Apicomplexa; Aconoidasida; Haemosporida; Plasmodiidae.
AUGAGCCAGAAUAAUCCCUUAUCUGUUAGUGUUGCUGAUAAUCUAAUAAAUUACGAUAUUCAAAAUGAAUCAUUUCGCCUAGGAAAUGUUUCAGUGGAAGGUGACAAGUAUAUUUGUGUAAAAGAAAAUGUAAAUGAGAAUACACAAGUAGUAGUUAUUAAUUUACACAAUAAGAAUAGUACUCGUAAACAUAUGAAAGCAGAAAGUGUAAUUAUUCAUCCAAAUGAUCCAAUAUUAGCAUUAAAAGGAACCAUAAAAAAUAUGAAUACUAUUUUUUUACAAGUAUUCAAUAUUGAAACAAAAGAAAAAAUAUGUUCUCUUAAUUUAAAUGAGUAUAUGAAUUAUUGGAAAUGGAUUAAUAAUGAUACCAUUGCUAUUGUUUGUGAAAAAAAUGUAUAUCACUGGAAUAUUGAUAUACACAAUACUAGAAAAAAUAAAGAUAACAAUGAUAAUAAUAAUAAUAAUAAUAAUAAUAAUAAUAAUAAUAAUAAUAACAAUAAUAAUAAUAAUAAUUAUUAUAAUACUUUAACAAAAGUUUUUGAAAAGGCACAAAUAUUUAUUGACAAUAACUCACAAAUUUUAUAUUAUUCUACCGAUAAAGAUAUGAAAUGGUGUAUUUUAUGUGGGAUAUCUACACAAGACCAAGGGAAAAGUAUUGAUGGUUAUAUGCAACUUUAUUCUUGUGAAAAAAAAUUGCAUCAAACUAUUGAAGGUUUUAUAGGAUGCUUUGGCUCAUUCAUUUUUGAUAAUUUAGAUAUGAAACCCUUAUUUUGUUUUGUUGAAAAAAAAAAAAAUUCAACCAUAUCUAGAUUACAUUUAAUGGAUAUUUAUACCAACAAAACAGAAACAACAAUUCCAUAUAAAAUUGUUAAAGAAAUUAAUUUGAUUAAUGAAAAUCUUAAUGAUUUCCCUAUAUAUAUAAGCUUAAAUACCUUACAAGGUGUUAUAUAUAUUGUUACCAAAUGUAGUUAUGUUUAUGUUUUUGAUGAAGGCACACUCAGUUUAAUUGUAAAAGAAAAAAUUAGUGAAGAUAAUAUUUUUAUUUGUUGUGAUAGUAAAAAUGGAGAAGGUAUUUAUGCUGUUAAUAAAAAAGGAAUAAUUUUUUAUAUAACACUAAAUUAUUUUCAUCUUAUAAAUCAUUUAAAAUUAUCAAAUUUAGAAUUUAAAGAUAAAAUUAUAAAAAAUUUAUGUGUCAAAUAUGGAUAUCCAGGAUGUGAUUAUAUAUCUGCUUAUAAAAAAUGUAUCAAUGACAUGGAUUUUAAAAAAGCAUCCAAAAUAAUUUGUCUAAUGAAAAAUACCAAGAUUUUUGAAGAACAUUCUAAUAAUAUUGCAGAAUCUAUCUUAAUUAUGAACAGAAAAAAUGUAGACAUUCGUAUUAUACCCCCUUUAAGAACACAACAAGUGUUAAAUAGUUUUAAAUCAUUUAAAAAUACAUCCGGACAAUUAUCACCACUACUUCUUUAUUUUUCUGUUUUGUUAGAGUACGAUAAAUUAAAUACCUACGAAUCUAUCGAGUUGGUAAAACCUGUUGUUUUACAAAAAAAAAAAGAAUAUUUAGAAAAAUGGAUAAAAGAUGAUAAAUUAACAUGCUCAGAAGAAUUAGGAGAUUUAGUAAAAGUACUUGAUUUACGUUUAGCAUUAAAUAUUUAUUUGAGAUGUAGUGCACAUAAUAAAAUCUUGUCAACUUAUUGUCUUUUGAAUAUGUUUAAUAAUGUAUUAAGUUAUAUAAAUAAUUUUAAACAAAUUAAUUUUGAUUAUGUAAGCAUAUUUAUUACAAUUGUUAAUUAUGAAUUCCCACAUGGAAAUGCUGAUAAUAAGGAGAGUGCAUUUGUGGGUGACUUUAAUUCAGGCUCAAAAAAUGAAACUAUGGACUUUUUUAAUGAUGGAGCAGCAAGUAUAUCUAAUGAUCAAAAUAAUAGUAUUAAUAAAUUGAAUAAGGGUAAUAUUAAUGAGGUAGUUAUUCAAUAUAUAAAGUUUUUGUGUGAAAAUAAUAUUUCAUUUGAUAUAAAUAAAAUAAUUGAUUAUUUAUUAAGUAAGAAGAAAUUACAAGAAGCUACAUCAAUUUUAUUAGAUUAUUUAAAAGAAAAUAAAGCAGAACAUAAAAAUUUACAAACAAAAUUAUUUGAAUUUAAUUUAUAUAAUAAUGUACAAGUAGCUGAAACAUUAUUUCAAAUGGAUAUUUUUACAUAUUACGAUAAAAAUAAAAUAGCAUAUUUAUGUGAGGAAAAAGGAUUAUAUCAAAGAGCUUUAGAAAAUUAUACCAACAUAAAUGAUAUUAAAAGGGUUAUAACAAAAUCUACUUGUUUCCAAAAAGGAGGUAAUAAUAAUAAUACUACUACUACUACUAGUAGUAGUAAUAUGGGUGAGGGUCAUUUUGAUAUUAAUAAUGUAAGUAAAGGAAAAAUAUCCAUUGAAUGGAUUAAAAAUUAUUUUUCUACUUUAAGUGAUUCCGUAUGUGAAGAAUUAUUAUUUGAUUUUAUGAAAGGAAGUAAAAUUAAUAUGGAAGUUGUUAUUUCUAUUUGUGUACAAUAUUACGAUAAAAUAGGUAUAAAGAAAAUUCUGAACAAAUUUGAAGAAAAUAAGAAUUAUGAAGGAAUUUUUUAUUUUGUUAGUAAUAUUUUAAAUGAUUUACCAAAUUUAAUUGUCAAAGGAAAUAAUAAUGAUAAUUUAUCAAAUAAGAGUAUAUCGACUUAUAAUAAUAUGAAUGAUGAAGAUGCAUCUAUUUUAUUAACAUCAGAUAUAUGCUCUACACCACAAUAUUCAUACGAAACAGCUAAUUUGAAAUUAGAAGAUGUUCAUUAUAUUAUGUUUAAAUAUAUUGAAGCAUGUGUUAAAAUAAAUAAUAUACAAGAAUUAGAUCGAAUUUGUAAAGAUAAAAAUGCUAAAUAUAAUCCUGAACAAAUUAAAAACUUUUUAAAAGAUUGUAAAUUAUCAGAUCCUAGACCAUUAAUUUAUGUUUGUGAUAUUCAUAAUUAUAUUGAAGAAUUAGCUGAAUAUUUAUAUAAAAAUAGUUUAUUAAAAUAUAUUGAAGUAUAUGUUAUAAAAGUGAAUCCAAACAAUGCACAUAAAGUUAUAGGAGUCUUAUUAGAUUUAGAUGCUUCCGAAGAGUUCCUUUUAAAUUUAUUAAAUAAUAUUAAGAAUAUAUCUAAUAUUGGUAAUUUAAUAGAAAUAGCUGAAAAGAGAAAUCGACUAAAAUUAUUGUUACCUUGGCUUGAAAGUAGAGCAAAUGAAGGUUAUGAAAAUAUCGAAUUACAUAAUGCUUUAGCCAAAAUAUAUAUUGAUUUAAAUAAAGAUCCUGAAAAUUUCUUAAAAAAUAAUAAUUUCUAUGAUAAAAAAAUGAUAGGAAAAUAUUGUGAAGAUUUAGAUCCACAUUUAGCAUAUACAGCAUAUGAAAGAUCAAAUGGAGAAUGUGAUGAAGAAUUAAUAUAUAUAACAAGUAAAAAUGGUCUGUUCAAAUUACAAGCGAGAUAUUUAAUUUCAAGACAAUCUAUUGAAUUAUGGAAAGUAGUUUUAGAUGAAACAAAUAAAUAUCGAAAAAAUGUUAUUGAUCAAGUUAUUGGUUCGACACUUAUUGAAUCAAAUAAUGCAGAUGAAAUUACAGUUACGGUAAAAGCAUUUAUUGAAAAAAAACUAAGUAGCGAAUUAAUAGAAUUAUUAGAAAAAAUUGUUUUACAUAAUAGUGAAUUUAGUGAUAAUAAAAAUUUACAAAAUUUAUUAAUUUUAACUGCUAUCAAAUCAGAUUCAAAAAAAGUUAUGGAGUAUAUAAAUCGUUUGGAUAAUUUCUCGGGUCCACAAAUAGCUGCAGUAGCAUAUGAAUAUAAAUUAAGAGAAGAAGCAUUUGUAAUAUAUAAAAAAUUUAAUUGUUAUACAUCAGCAAUAUCUGUAUUAUUAGAUAAAAUAUUAUAUAAUAAAAAUCAAAAAAAUAAAAAUUUUCAUGAAUUUUCAUCACAUGAUUCAACUGUACCUCAUUAUUAUAGUAAUAAUAAAGAAAAUAUUUUCGGUAACAAAAGUGAUAAUGAGAAUGAUGAAUAUUUAAAACAAUUUACACAAAAUAAUACUUAUCGUGAGAAAUAUGGAAGCUAUUACAAUAAUAUGGAUAUAAGUAAUAGCAAUAAUAAUAAUAUUCAUUUACAUCCCGAAUUUAAUAAUGAAGAUAAAUUUUCUAGUGAUACCUUACAUAAUUAUGAAGAUAUAGAUUCCACCGAAUCUACUUGUGAUAUCAGUAAUUAUGAAGAUGAUUUAAAUAGAGCUAUUGAAUUUGCACAGAAAUGUAAUAAUAAUGAUGUGUGGUUUAUUUUAGGUAAGGCACAAUUAAAAUUAAAUAAAAUUAUUGAUUCUAUUGAUAGUUUUGUGAAAUCAAAUAAUCCAGAAGCAUAUAAAGAAGUUAUAGAAAAAUGUAAAGAAAAUAAUUUCUAUGAACAUUUAAUAACAUAUUUGAAUACUUUAAGAGAACAAAAUUCAUUGAAAGAUGUAUUAGUUGAUUCCGAGUUGUUAUAUGCAUAUGCCAAAUUAAAAAAAACAAAUGAAAUGAACAAAUUUAUUAAUACUACGAAUUCAGCUAAUUUACAAUUAAUUGGUGAUAGGUUAUAUAAAGAAGAAGAAUAUGAAGUAGCUAAAAUAUUAUAUAGUAAUGUACCAAAUAAUCAAAAAUUAACUGCAUGCUAUUUGAAAUUAAAAGAAUAUGCAUUAGCAAUCGAAGCAGCUAAAAAGGCAAAAAGUCUAAAAACUUGGAAAGAAGUCAAUUUUAUUUGUGUAAAAUAUAAACAAUUAAAAUAUGCACAUACAGCUGGAUUACAAUUAAUUAUGCAUGCAGAUCAUUUAGAUGAAAUUAUUAAAAUAUAUGAAAAAAAAAAAUAUAUCAACGAAUUAAUGAAUCUAUUAGAAAACGGUUUAAAUAAUGAAAGAGCACAUGUUGGUAUAUAUACCGAAUUAGGUAUUCUAUAUGCAAAAUAUAAACCAGAAAAAUUAAUGGAAUUUAUAAGAAAUUAUACAAAUAAAAUGAAUACAAGAAAAUUAAUUGAUGUAUGUGAAAAUGAAUAUUUAUUAAAAGAAGCAGUAUAUUUAUAUAUAUCUUAUGAUGAAUAUAAUUUAGCUGUAGAUACUAUUAUUAAGCACUCACCAACAGCAUAUACUGCCGAUACAUUUAUGCAAGUUAUACAUAAAGUAACUAAUAGUGAUAUUAUACAUAAAGUUAUUGAUUUUUAUAUAGAAGAGCAUCCAUUGAAUUUAUAUAAUUUAUUAAAAAUUUUAGAAAAUAAAAUUGAUAAUAAUAGGUUAGUACAAACCUUAAAAAAAUCAAACAAUUUACCUUUGAUACAAAAAUAUUUAGAAGAUAUACAAGCACAAAACAUUACAGCAGUUAAUGAAACAUUGAAUGAAAUAUAUUUACAAAAUGAUGAUUAUAUUAGUUUAAGAAAUUCUAUAGAUGAAUAUGAUAAUUUUAAUCAAACCAAUUUAUUGAAUAAAUUAGAAAAUCAUAAACUUCCAGAAAUGAGAAGAAUCGCUGCAUUGUUAUACAAAAAGAAUAAGAAAUAUAAAGAAGCUAUCAACUUAUCCAAAAAAGAAAAACAAUAUAAAGAUGCUAUCGAAAUUGCAAGAGUUUCAAAAAAUAAUGUAUAUAUUGAAGACUUAAUAAAUUAUUUUAUUGAAUCCAAAAAUAAAGAAGCUUUCUGUGCAUGCCUAAUAGUAUGUUAUGAUCUUUUAAAACCAGAUUAUAUAUUAGAAAUUGUAUGGACUAGUGGAUUUAAAGAUCAAGCCAUGUUAUAUUUUAUUCAAAUUAUUAGUGAUUAUACAAAUCAAAUAGAAAAUAUGAAGAAACAAAUUGAAGAUAUGGAAAAAGAAAAAAAAAUGAAUAAAUCAGCUCCUAAUGAUUAUUCUGCUAUGAAUAAUCAAUUUAAUUAUUCAUUAAACAAUAACCUUUCCAUUAUGCCUCCACAAAAUAAUUUCAUGUCAAGUAAUUCUUUUGACAAAUAUGACAUGUUUAACAAUAAUACCCAUUUUUAA